UUGGACUCUGAAAGCUCAUACAUCUCUGUCAUUGUUCGCUUCUCAUCGACUUCUACAGAGAGAGAGACGAACUCUGGAGCUUUCUUUCUUCUACAUUUACAUGAGUUGAACUCUUUUCGUUAAGAAUUGCCAGUUAGUGAGUGAGAUUGUGUCUGAUUGUGCGAGAAUGGGGAGCAAUACACUGGUGGGAUUUCAGGACCAUUUGAAAUUGGCGAGGGAAUACGCUCUUGAAGGGCUGUAUGACACUUCGAUUAUCUUCUUUGAUGGUGUUAUAGCUCAGAUCAAUAAGCAUCUUAGUACAGUAGAUGACCCUUUAAUGCGUGCAAAAUGGAUGACUGUAAAAAAAGCUCUUUCUGAGGAAAUAGAAGUUGUAAAGCAGUUAGAUGCAGAGAGAAAGGCUUUCAAGGAAACACCCAUGGGUCGGCGUGCAGCUUCUCCUCCAAUUCAUGCCAAAUCAUCAUUUGUUUUUCAACCAUUAGAUGAGUACCCAACUUCUUCAGCUCCUCCCAUGGAUGAUCCUGAUGUUUGGAGGCCUCCAAGUAGGGAUUCGUCAAGUAGAAGGCCUGCAAGGGCUGGUCAAGUUGGUAUGAGGAAAUCACCACAGGAUGGGGCUUGGGCUCGUGGUUCCACCACCAGACCAAAUACCACAGCUCGUGGUGCGAAGGCUGGUGGUUCAAGUCGUGCUAACUCUGGUGUUCGUGCAUCAACUGCUGGAAAGAAAAGUUCUGGUGCUACUGGUAAAUCUAGCAAGUCAGAUUCUGCAAAUGGUGACGACGAUGGAAAAUCUAAGAAGGGACAGUACGAGGGACCUGAUCCUGAUCUAGCAGCUAUGCUUGAAAGAGAUGUGUUGGAAACCAGUCCAGGAGUGAGAUGGGACGAUGUUGCGGGCUUGAGUGAAGCAAAAAGACUUCUGGAGGAGGCUGUUGUUCUUCCCCUGUGGAUGCCAGAAUAUUUUCAGGGAAUAAGGAGACCGUGGAAAGGAGUCCUAAUGUUUGGCCCUCCUGGGACUGGGAAGACGUUACUUGCUAAAGCUGUGGCAACUGAGUGUGGCACAACCUUUUUCAAUGUUUCUUCUGCCACCCUGGCUUCAAAAUGGCGCGGGGAGAGUGAGCGCAUGGUCCGGUGUCUUUUUGAUCUUGCAAGAGCUUAUGCACCAAGUACUAUCUUUAUCGAUGAAAUCGACUCUUUAUGUAAUGCUCGCGGGGCUUCCGGUGAGCAUGAAUCUUCCAGAAGAGUGAAGUCAGAACUUUUAGUUCAAGUAGAUGGUGUAAACAACAGUUCUUCAGGCGAAGAUGGUAGCCGUAAAAUAGUGAUGGUUCUGGCUGCUACAAACUUUCCAUGGGACAUUGACGAGGCACUUAGGAGGAGGCUUGAAAAGCGUAUUUAUAUUCCUCUUCCUAAUUUUGAGAGCAGGAAGGAGCUUAUCAGAAUAAAUCUGAAAACUGUUGAGGUGGCUCCUGAUGUGAAUAUCGAUGAUGUUGCUCGCCGGACAGAAGGAUAUAGUGGGGACGAUCUCACAAAUGUCUGUAGAGAUGCUUCGUUGAAUGGAAUGAGACGUAAGAUAGCUGGAAAAACUCGUGAUGAGAUUAGAAAUAUGGCUAAGGAUGACAUUUCAAAGGACCCUGUUGCCAUGUGCGACUUCGAAGAAGCAUUGAAGAAAGUACAGAGAAGUGUUUCUGCUGCUGAUAUUGAACGGCAUGAGAAGUGGUUUUCAGAAUUUGGGUCUGCAUAAAUUACACACUAUUACGAAGAUCAGCAACGAAUUCAUCACUUUCCCUUCUGCCAAGUGAUUUGUUUAUUAAUUUUGUUUUUAUGACAAUCAUUGUGUUGUCACGGUGUGAUUAAUAUCUGCAGCCUUCUAUACAUCUUGUAAACUUUUGCUUCCUUUAACCACUGAUUCCAUGUAACUUUAUCAUUUACGAAGAAAUUGAAGUUUCGAUCCAUUCAAUUCUGCACCAAGGAAAUGUAUUGUUUUCUUUAUCUUUUACCUCAUUGGUUACUCGUGAUAUGAAAUUAAUUUUGUAGACUUUUUGGAAACCAGCCUCGAAUUUGAUUUU
This is a messenger RNA of Cucumis sativus (cucumber), 2057 nucleotides long. Its product is annotated as katanin p60 ATPase-containing subunit A1. Gene Ontology annotation, cellular component: microtubule cytoskeleton. Lineage: Eukaryota; Viridiplantae; Streptophyta; Magnoliopsida; Cucurbitales; Cucurbitaceae. Gene Ontology annotation, molecular function: ATP binding; microtubule binding; microtubule severing ATPase activity. Gene Ontology annotation, biological process: microtubule severing. The record is from RefSeq and is a predicted model, not a curated record. Bases 167 to 1732 code for a protein of 521 amino acids. The transcript has 7 exons.